AGAAUCAGCAGAGGGCAGCGCUGCUUGCGUUUACGCACGGCUUUGUACGUGACCCGUCAGCGGUGUUUAUACGGGUCCAACAAUGUUCUGCUGCUUUAAAGUGUCAUAAUUAGUUGAUAAUCACCAGAAAGCGCUAGAACCAGUUGUAUUUAGAUAUCUGGCUUUAAGUCCGAUGUAAGACAUGAAGAAACACAGAGAGCUAUGGAGAGUAGAUUCUGUGUUUUGAGCGACACCGAAGACCUCCAGACGCUAAUUUCAAACACCGAAAACAAUCUGCACUUCGAAAGGUCCAAGACGCUGUUUGAAGAAAUCCGUGCCUCCAUCAACAACAAUGAUGAAGAGGACCGCUCCUUCUGGAGGCCUGUGCUCCCCUGGGGUGGCGUCUUUACCAUCAAGGCAGGACGUAAGGCCAUCUCAUGCACCCCUCUGUACGUCAAAAUCAACCUUAAAAACACCUGCACCAUCGACGGCUUCCUCAUGAUCCUGUAUGUGAUUCUGCGGGACAACCAGGGCUUCCCCAGGGAGCUGGCUGUCUUUCUGGGCAAGCAGUUCGUGGAGCAUUUCCUCUACCUGAUGGACUCCUGUGACUACGCCACAGUGAAGAUGCUGUGGAUCUGGGACAGGAUGUCUAAGAGACAGUACCGCUCUGAGAUCCACCAGGCAGCACUGGAGAUCGACCUGUUUGGUAACGAGCACGAGAACUUCACAGAGAACCUGGAGAACCUGAUGUCCACCAUACAGGAGAGUCUGUGCACCAACUGGAGCUGCCCGGCACGCUUCCAGGAGUUCAUCAAGACUACGAUCAACAUCAGCCCUCCUCAUGAGCUGCCUCAUAGAGACCCCAUUCAGUCGGCCGUGGAUGAAUUCUUCUGCCCCAAGCUCCUACUCUGCUCACAACUGGGGUGUGAUGGUCUGAGGGAGUUCUCUCAGAGGGUUUUCUGCCAUGGACCCCCACCCUUUGUCAUUUUCAACAUGCAGAAGUGGAAGUCGGAGGAGCUGUCCUAUGUUCCUUACCAUCUGGCUCUCUGUCAGCACAGGUACUCACUGGAGGGCGCCACACUCUUCAACAAGGAGGAGCAUCACUACUCUGCAGCAUUCCAGAUAGACGGCUGCUGGAUGCACUAUGACGGCCUGAGGGGUGACAAUCUGAUCCUGUUGCACAAACCACCGGAGCUCCUGCUGCUGUCCUCUCUGGUCUACAUCCGCGCCUCCGACAAGUGAACUCCUCACGUCACAAGUUGGAUACACAGAUGAGCAGCAAUCUCACGAGAGAAAACAAAAAAUCACUGACGGCAUUACAUUGCUAUAAUCCUGUUUCAUACUUUUUAAUUCCUGACAGUCGUUACUUCCUUUGUUUCACCUGAAAAAUUUGCAGAAAACUUACUGUGCUAAAUGGAAAUUACUUAAUUUUGGGCAUGCUUGGAAUCCAAGAAUAUAAUGGACUAUAAUAGUUCUGGGUUGAUAUGCAUAAAUGAAUAUCAGUGAGUGAUUGAUCAAUGGUUGUUAAAAGGAUUACAUUCUGAAGGUGUAUAAAGCAGCCUUGUUUGUGACUGUACAUCACAUUCCAGUUAAAUUUUACAUUCAAUGCAUAUCAACCCGUUCCUACAAUUAAACUGGUGCUUUUUCUAUUUACACUGUGGUCUGAGGCCAAGGUACAUGUCAGGUUAAUGUCUUGUUCUUUAAAAUGUUUAAAUUGGAGGCAAGGGUUUAAUACAGUGAGUGAAUGUCAAGGGCGUUCUGAAAUCUCUAUUUUCUGACUAUACAAACUUAAAUAUUUACCUGUUUGGCUUGCCGGGGACUAAGCUUGUAGCAUUCACGUACUAAUUCAAUAAAUCCAAGCACACACUGCAGACACCCACACAGGGAAUAUGUAUUUACAUUAUUCAUUUUUAAAUUGUUUUCAUCCUCAAAGAAUUACUGGUAUCACACGGUGCCUCUGCUCUGUUUGUGAAAGGGAAUCCUGUCGAGUAUAUAUCCUUGAUCGUGACUAGUUUUCACUUUUUUUCUAUGCAGAGACUGUUUAAAAUGUAAAUACAAAUAUUUUGGAGUACACUUGCAUGGAUUUAUUUUGUCGUACUUGUGCAUCGCACGGAUGGUAUAACGAGAGUCACAUAAAAGCAGACGGUACCUUUUAAGGCAGGCAUUUAUUUUAAACUGGGUACAACUGCACCACACAAACUGACUAAAAUGUAUGUAAAAUGUCUUCAAUCAAAACAUGAUCAAAUGUGAAAAGCUACUGUUUCUACACCUAAGGUUAUCUUGUACUUCCAGUAUUGAUCCACAGGAUAUAAAAUUCAAGAUCAUCACCUUUACUUCAGACGCACAAUGGGAAAUGUAAAAGAAGCAGAGUGGUCAUUUGGCUAACAUUGACAUCAGUUUCAAAGGAUUUUUCUCUCAGACACAAACAUUAGAGUGGCAGUCCAACGCAGACCAGGUGUUAAGUCAUCCAUCUGCUUUCUUUGAACAAGCACUUUGGUGAGAGUGGUGGCAAAAAACAUGACAUUGGUUAGGCCAUAAUAAUAAAAAUGCGUACAAACUCAAUUUUAAAACAUCCCUUUCUUUUUGCAGGUUCACGUUUGCAGAUUUUCAUCAGCGUCUCUCCAAAAUUCAUUAAAGUAGUAGUUAGUGUACACCUCAGAAAUCAUGACAUCUCACACACUCACACACACACACAUACACACAACAGUGAUGCUAGAUGAAUCAUGGCAGCAGCACAUAAUUACGCCUGCGUAAUUAGUGCCGUGGCUGUUAAGUGACUGAACAUAAAUCUAGUACAAUUGAGAAAAAAAAAACUGAAUUAGCAGACAAAAUCAGGUUACACAACAUAGAACGAUACAAAUCAUAAAUACAAAAGUCAUUCACAUCUUUCUAAAAUAAAAUGACAUAUUUGCAGAAAUACGUUUGCGUUGCUUAUGUGUUUCUCUUUCGAAAAACAAAACCACAAGUCAAAAAAGGAAAGUACUUCAUGUGGCGAUGCAAAACAAACUUAAUGUCUCACCAGUGACACCCUGACCAAUUUGCAAGGCAAAUGUCUUUAAAGUUCCCGUCUGUAGUAUUAGUUUCCGUAAUCAUUUUACAAACACAUCAAGUUUAGAGUACAAGGGUUAAAGUGGAAGAUGUCCUGUCUAGCGUUUACAAGACUUUGUGGCGAUGACACCUUUUUUUUUUGUUUUUCCCCCAAACAGGUGUAUACAUCAAAUUUGGCCAUUGAUAAAUUAUGAGCGAUCCAUCUGAAUAUGGCUAGAUAAACACGAGCCUUGUAAAAAAAAAAAAA
Larimichthys crocea (large yellow croaker) is the source of this 3274-nucleotide messenger RNA. It is a transcript of the gene dorip1, whose product is annotated as dopamine receptor interacting protein 1. The record is from RefSeq and is a predicted model, not a curated record. Lineage: Eukaryota; Metazoa; Chordata; Actinopteri; Sciaenidae. The coding region runs from base 202 to 1221 and encodes 339 amino acids. The transcript has 5 exons.